This is a messenger RNA of Drosophila subobscura, 3479 nucleotides long. RefSeq names its product kinesin-like protein KIF21B (gene Klp31E). The record is from RefSeq and is a predicted model, not a curated record. Lineage: Eukaryota; Metazoa; Arthropoda; Insecta; Diptera; Drosophilidae. The transcript has 11 exons. Gene Ontology annotation, biological process: mitotic spindle organization; microtubule-based movement. Gene Ontology annotation, molecular function: ATP binding; microtubule binding; microtubule motor activity.
GUACGUACGCACAUACAAAUGUUUAUGAAUAUUGUCGAAAUCAGUCCAAAACUUCUAUUGCAUUCAUUUAUUAUUAAUGCUUUAAAAUUAAAAAAUUAGUCUAACGCAGCAAUGAUUUCCGAAGAAGACCCCAUUAAGAAGGAUAGUUCUGUACGGGUGGCUGUAAGAAUUCGACCUCAGAAUUCAAGAGAGCUCAUGGAUAUGUGCCGCAUUUGUACAUCAGUCACUAUUGGAGAGCCUCAAAUUCUUCUUGGGUCGGACAAAGCUUUCACUUUUGACUUUGUAUAUGAUUGUUCUUCAAAACAGGAUCAAAUAUAUGAUGAAACCGUGAGGGCAUUGGUUGAGAGUACGCUACAAGGCUAUAAUGCUACAGUACUUGCAUACGGCCAGACGGGAUCAGGGAAAACAUACACAAUGGGAACUGGAUUUGACCGCGAAUCCGAUGACGUUAAACUUGGCAUUGUACCUAGAGCGAUUCAACACAUAUUUGCUGGUAUCGAAGAUUUUGAAACUACUGCCAGUGAAAUGUCGCCUGCCAAUGGAAAUCCACAGUUCAGCCUUGCUGUUCAAUACAUUGAGCUGUACAAUGAGGACAUCUUCGAUCUCUUAGACCCAUUUAAUAAAAACACUAGUUUUAAAAUUCAUGAAGCAGCCAAUGGACAAAUCGAAAUAACUGGGGCAUCUAUAAAGCCAAUUAGCCAUCCUCAAGAUGCAUUAAAAUUCCUUCAGCAAGGUGCCUUAGCACGAACUACUGCAUCAACGAAAAUGAACGAUCAGUCAUCACGAUCGCAUGCAUUGUUUACAAUAUUUGUGCGCAGGCAGCGUUUACUUACGCCUACAAACGAUGCUUUGGAUAACGACCUAGAAACAUUGACUUCGAAGUUUCAUUUUGUCGAUUUGGCUGGUUCUGAACGCCUUAAACGGACUUUGGCUACGGGAGAACGUGCACGUGAAGGCAUCUCUAUCAAUUGUGGACUUUUAUCUUUAGGAAAUUGUAUUUCAGCGCUUGGUGAUAAAUCCAAAAGAGCGUUACAUGUGCCUUAUCGCGACUCCAAGCUAACACGGCUACUACAGGAUUCUUUAGGUGGCAACAGUCGGACUUUAAUGAUUGCAUGCGUAUCGCCAAGCGACCGAGACUUUAUGGAAACAUUAAACACAUUAAAGUAUGCAAACCGAGCGAGAAAUAUUAGGAACAAAGUGCAAAUCAACAAAGAUCAAAGUUCUCGAACUAUUUCACAGUUGAGAAGAGAUGUUUCAGCUUUACAAUUGGAAUUACUAGAAUAUAAACAGGGUAAAAUAGUAGUGGACUGCGACGGAAAUGCUACACGCUCGGACACGUUUAAUGAAAAUAUUCUGCUCUUAUCAGAAAACAAACGAUUGAAGCAACGUCUUAAUUCGAUGCAAGAGACAAUUAACACAUUAACUGAUCGAAAUGCGCAUCUGAAGCUAGAAAAAGAUCUAAAUAAAUGGUCAUAUGAUCCCAAUUUAGAUUUAGAUAAAAAUAAUGUUGUUGAAUAUUACAUUAAAGAAAUCGAAAAACUAAAAGCUAAAUUAAUAGAAUCUAAAGAAAUGCAAAAUCAACUGAAAAAUUAUAUCGGAAAAUGGCAGCCACCACUUAAAAAUGUUUAUAACGGUAAGCAUAACCAAAUUCCAAUUCUAGAUAAUUGUAUUUUUACUUCAAUCCUAUCCAAUCGUAUCCAGCAGAUCAAGGAAAUAUUAUAAACUUGGCAAAAAAAAGGCUUGGAAAGGGAUAAAGAAUUAUUGAUGUCGCGUUCCUUGCCAGGGAUACAAAACCAAAAUGACAGAUUGGAAGAUUCUGAUAUUUCCAGUAGCGAUUCGGAAGGAGAAGGAGCAGUGGCAGACUUGAAUGACAUUAACUCAGACAUUGAAAUUAAAAGUAAAUUAAUUGAGCAACUCGAGCUGUCACAGGAAAGAAUGGAACUUAUGCGUCGGCACUAUGAAGAAAAACUCACUGUGCUAAAUUGUAAAAUUUUGAACACCCAAAAAGAACGAGAUGAGUUCUUGACAAAUAUGGUUUCAUCUACAUCAGUACAAUCGAAAGAUAGUUUAAAAAAGAUGAAAACUGAUUAUGAGCGCAAGAUCACAAAUAUGCAAAGUGAACUCAAACGAUUGCAGCACGCCCAGACAGAACACAUUCGACAGCACAGAGAACUUAAAUCACAAGGAGCAAGAAUAAAUACCUUGCGAAUCGAACUGGAACAAUUGAAGUUCACUAAAGUUAAAUUGAUGAAAUCAAUUUCAGAACAAUCUAGUCGACACAAAGAAGAGGAUACUAAAAAAUCAAGAACAAUUUCAAAACUACAAGAUGAUCAGCGUCGACAAAAAAAUGCAUUAUUAUCUUUAAAAGAAAAAAUUAAUGCCAAAGAUCAAAUGUUAAAGCGAAAAACUGAAGAGGUAAUUGCCCUGCGUAAAAGUCAAAGAGGCCGAUUAAGCCAAAGAGGGGCUUUCAAUUUGGUAUCAAAAGUCGGGAAAUCCACUCGAUCCACCCAUCAGCAAUGGGAAAAGUUGUAUGGCUUCAUUUUACACGCCGCAAGAACAAGGCAACUAAUCACACAAUUGGAAAAGGAAUUGCAACGCUUAAUAUUGGAACGGGAAGAUCUUUGUCGUGAGCUGAAAAUAAUGCAAAAUGACCAAAACAUGGAUAAGACAUCUGAAGACUUCAAUGAACAAGACAGCUUAAAGACCAACAUUAGGUAUUUACAAGAAACCAUAGAACAUGUACAGCAAGCCAUAAUGGAAUUUGAAGACAGUAAAGACACUGCUCAGAGUGGCAUAUAUAAGAUACAGAAUUUUUUGGACAAUAUUAAAACUGUUGAAGAAGCUAAAUAUAUUCUUCAAAAGCUUUCCGACAGUGCAAUUAUACUGACAUGUAAUUUGGCCAUAGCGGAGACCCAUUUGCAGGAAACUGAAUCUCUCCUUCAAGAAGCUCAACAAGAGAACAGCAUACAGCAUCAGAUAUUACAACAUUUCCUGUCGCAAAGCAGUAAUAUGCAUAUAUCUGAUGUCUUUGUUUCUUUAAAUCUCAAAAGCAAUAGAAAUACAUUGAGUCACAGUUCUCAAAAGUCGUUAAUAAGUAGUGGAACAUAUGAUAUACCAAAGGAGGAUAUAUUUGGAGACUCUAAACAUAAAGACACAACAGAAAUAAGUAAUAGAACCCCAUCACCUUCUGGAAUCGACACCUUACCGGAUAUUUCUUCCAAAAUACGACGCCGCACUGCUCAGAAACAAGAUCUCCUUUUUGGGGACAAUACAAUUCCACCCAAGACUGACAGAAUGUCACGUUCUUACACACAAAAUGAUGUCAUCUGUGAUAAUCCGCUUAUGCGAGUUUCAAGUACUCCAGGAUCUUUAUAGAUAUAACACGUACAAGAUAAGUGCCUUAAAUAAUUCAUAAUAAUUGUAUGCAACAAAAUGUAACCUUUUUAAAAUGUGGAAUUAAAUCGCUUAUUUGCUUUUUA